Messenger RNA from Striga asiatica, 2700 nucleotides. NCBI's taxonomy places the organism in Eukaryota, Viridiplantae, Streptophyta, Magnoliopsida, Lamiales, Orobanchaceae. The record is from the annotation of a GenBank genome assembly.
UGAACCUCUGUAGUUUGAUAACAAGGUUCAAGUUUAGGCUUAAAAAGGAAAAAAAUCCAAAUUGCCAAUUAGAAGUCAAACAAACAGAGCCGCCCCGAAAAUUCAGUCCCCGCCAUGGAAGAGGUUGAGCCACCGGAGUGCCCGGUAUGUCUGCAGCCUUACGACGCCGUAGCAUCCAUCCCCCGCGUCCUCACCUGCGGCCACACCACCUGCGAGGCCUGCCUCAAGCAGCUUCUCCGUCCAUUCCCCAACACUCUCCGCUGCACAGUCUGCACUAUCCUUGUGAAAAUCCCUAAUUCCCUUUCCGCCCUACCCAAAAACCUAGACCUCCUCCAUUUCUCCUCAACCUUCCAGCUCCGCGGCCCGGCCAAGGACGAAAAAACCAAUUCACCAUCGUCACCGCUCGGAAAUGGGAAAAUCCGGUCGGUUCUGUUUCCGUCGAAUGCGAAAUCGUGGCCGUACGAGUUCUUCUGUAAAUGGAAAAGGUGGGUUGUACCUAAAGAGUGUAUCUCGAUUGAGAAAAGAGAAGUAUUGAAGUCUUUUGAGAGUGAUCGCGUGAUGGGUUUUGUUUUGAGGGAGAAAGAAAAUGUGGGUCUUGUUAAAGUUGGGAUUUUUGUGAAUGACGAAGAAGAUUCAAAGCUUUUCAGACCUAGCUACGAGUCAGUAAUUAUGACUGUUAUGUAUGGAAUGGAGGAAGAUGACAGACACGAUUUGAGUAUUAUGUUAAAUGCUGCAUAUAACACGAGCCAUGUAGGGAAAGCAUAUGGUUUUUGGCUGAACGAGGAUGAUAACAGUGUUUAUAUGGUUUGGCAGAAAUUUACUUCAUCUAACUUGACGAAAUUUGUUCUGACAGAAAAGGAUGAUGAAGAGGAAAGGCUGAGUAGGGACGAAAUAAGUGGCUUGUGUAUGCUUGGUAUGGAGAUAUGUGAAAUCAUUAGUCGCGUGCAUUCUGAGGGAUUGGUUAUUGGCUGCUUGAGUGUGAGUUCUUUUGGUUUUGAUGAUUUUGGUCAUGUUUGUAUAGACUUAAGCGAGGUUCUAAAUUCAAGUAUUAGAGUACGUACGACACUGAAAAGGGCUUCUAAAGAUUUGCAAGUCAAUUUGAAGAGUAGUUUAUUAGAUGAAAAUGGUGUGUUUAUCAGUCCUGAGAUGCUUCUGCUGUUUAUUGACAAGGCAGGAUUUGGGUUAGUCUCGGAAAAUUCGCGAUAUGUAGUUGGGUAUGCUUCCGAUGUUUGGUCAGUAGCCUCUUUACUGGCUUGGCUAAUUGUUGGAAGCUCUUUUGUAGAAGAGAUGGAAAUUUUCUUGCAAUAUGUUGUUAAUGCUAUAAAAGAUGAAAAAUGCUGUGAUUAUUCUAGUUUGUACAUUAGUUGGAUGGAGAAAAUUGCAGAACUUUUAAAACAUCGAUUGGGCUCGUGUUGUGAUUCCCUAUGUGAGAUGUUGUGCAAAUGUCUGGAGUUUGACCCUGAAAAUCGCCUGGAUGUUACAGAACUCUGGAAAUGCCUUCGAGAGUUGAUUGUUAAACCACAAUUUGAUAUUGGCCCUGGCUUAAGACAGAACGUAAAGAAGGAAAACCCAAUAAAUCGUAUAUUACUGGGAGAGAUGUGUGACAUAGUCAAGGAAAUUGACAAAGAGUUGAAACAUUUUAUGAAGGUAAAUGAUGAGAAUGAUGAAGCUGAUGCAGAAUUAAGGGUGGACAGGGACAUUGUUGAGGGUUUUUCAAGUGGUCAUUUCAAAUGUAUUGAGAUGAGAGGUCAUCUUGAUUGUGUUACAAGUUUAGCUGUUGGAGAACAACCAUUGUGCAUUAGUGGUGAUAAUGAAGGCAUUAUAUGCAUUUGGAAAGCCGAUUUUCCCUUUUCUGAAUCGCCUAUGAAAAAGAUCUUUGAGAAAAAAGAUUGGCGCUUUAGUGGCAUUCAUGCAAUGGCCGUUUAUGUUUCGAACGGUGUUCUCUUUAGUGGAAGCUGGGAUGGGACUGUCCGGUUAUGGUCUCUAAUCGAUCAUAGCCCGCUAACUGUGUUGGGAGAGGGCAAAUUCGGAAAUGUAGGUUCGGUUUUGUCUCUUUCUGCCGAUCGCGAUAUGUUGUUCGUAGGUCAUGAGAAUGGUAGUGUUAAGAUAUGGCACAAUGAUGUUCUUCUCAAGUCCACACAGACUCACAAAGGUGCUGUUUUCUCGGUUGGGAAAAACGGGAAAUGGCUAUUUAGUGGUGGGUGGGAUAAAAGCAUCAAUGUACAGGAAAUAUCCGAAGAUGUAAGUGGAGUGGAUGUCAUAGCUGUUGGAUCUAUCCCUUGUAAUUCGACUAUAACAUCGCUCGUUUAUUGCAACGGGAAGCUAUUUGUCGCGCAAGCUGAUAGUGUCAUUAAGGUAUGAGUACACAAUUUGCUGAAUUAAUCGUUUGUUCCUUCCAUGAGAUCACUGUGGCGAAAUUUUUUGAUCAUUUGUUGCUUUUCAUUAAGGAAAAAAAAAAAAAUGUUUCACAAGAUCAUGAAAAAUGUAGGGAAAAUCUUUACUAUUAUUUUCAUUUUUAUAUCGUUUUUUUUGGGGGGGGUUUCAAAUAUGUAAUAUGGGUUUUUAAUUUUUAUGCAUUGGAAAACAGGAAGACAAGAACAUCAUAUAGGUUUUAGGAUGAGAUUGAUGCUAGUGGAUUUGUAUGGAAAUGUAAGGGAUGCUUAUGAUAAAAAUAUUUGUACUUAUCAAAUUUAUGCAGAU